This is a messenger RNA of Octopus bimaculoides (California two-spot octopus), 687 nucleotides long. RefSeq names its product soluble scavenger receptor cysteine-rich domain-containing protein SSC5D. The record is from RefSeq and is a predicted model, not a curated record. Lineage: Eukaryota; Metazoa; Mollusca; Cephalopoda; Octopoda; Octopodidae.
AUGGCUGUGUUAAACCCCGACACCACCACUUGUAUCAACUUCAUGCUGCAAACCCCAUCAGCUUCAUGUUUUGCUACAUCUCUCAACUCUGUCCACUCCAACACACCUUACUCUGUCCAUCAGCUCCACAUAUUACCAGAUCCAUCAACUUCAUGCUCUACAAUGUCUGUCAGUUCCACUCCUACCAUAUCUGUCAGCACUACACUCUACCACAUCUGUCAACUCCACCCCAUACCACAUCCGUCAACAUCCACCCUUUACCACAACUGUCAACUCCACCCUCUACCACAUCCGUCAACACCCUCUACCACAACUGUCAACUCCACCCUCUACCACAUCUGUCAACUCCACCCUCUACCACAUCCGUCAACUCCACCCUCUACCACAUCUGUCAACUCCACCCUCUACCACAUCUGUCAACGCCACCCUCUACCACAUCUGUCAAUGCCACCCUCUACCACAUCAUUCAACUCCACAUUCUACCACACCUGUCAACUUCACACACUGUCUCAUCUAUUGAGCCUUCACAUUCUACCACAACUGUCAACUCCACACUUGACCACAUCUUCCAACUUCAGCAACUCUACAUCCUACCCCAUCCGUCAACUUCACACUCUACCACAUCCGUUGAUCCCAUCUCCACAUUCUACCACAGCUGUCAACUCCACACUCAACCAUAUCUGUUGA